Heterobasidion irregulare TC 32-1 is the source of this 783-nucleotide messenger RNA. RefSeq lists its product as uncharacterized. NCBI's taxonomy places the organism in Eukaryota, Fungi, Basidiomycota, Agaricomycetes, Russulales, Bondarzewiaceae. The record is from RefSeq and is a predicted model, not a curated record. Bases 1 to 783 code for a protein of 260 amino acids. The transcript is spliced from 2 exons.
AUGGAGCUUGCUGGGGAGCAGACCGUCUUGUUCAGCAGAUGGGAAUUUCGGAAUGGGGAGAAUCUGCUGGGUAGAACAUAUGGGCUUCAUUUCGAGGAGGCUAUGACGUCUGUUGUUCCUGGGUGCGAGAGGAGCACCAGUCACCACCGAAUCGUCAAAUAUGACUUCUUUGGCUUGAAGUUGGUGGUCCGAUGUGAGGUCGAUGCUUGCCUUCUGUCCGUAACUCCGAAUAGAGGGACUUCGCCAGUAACACAAUCUUCGGACCCAGAUGAUUUGACUGAGGCCUUGGCUGGCCUCAAUAUCACAACCAACCCUCCCGCAACUCCGGCAGGUGUAUUGUCUUCACCGUCCAUGGCAUUUUUAGAAGGCUCCCUUCCGCUUCGCAUUAUUCGUGCGGGCGCUGCACAACUUCAAGAAUCCAUCAUCGAGCUCACCACGCGCUCCGAAGACUAUACUCAAAAUCUCGAUUGGGCCGAAGUAUUUCCACAGCUUUAUUUAUCACAAACGCCUCAUCUAUAUGUUGGAGUCCACUCUGUAGGCAGGUUCUUCGAUGUACGGAAGCAGAGCUUAGAUAGUCUAGAGAUGAUCUCCCAAAGAGAGAAGGCCGAAACGAGUCUCAGGAAAUUGGGGAAUGCGCUGCGGAUGAUUCAGAAGAUUGUGGUGAAGCAUGGAAGAGCGGGCAGGCUCAGUCUGGUGUGUGAGAAGGGGACGCUGCGGGCCUAUGAACGCGUUAGCACGCAGAGCUGUCUACCGGCGGAGGUGAUACAGCGGUUCGAGAAGUAA